Molecule: messenger RNA, 744 nt
Organism: Anopheles aquasalis
Lineage: Eukaryota; Metazoa; Arthropoda; Insecta; Diptera; Culicidae
Gene: Ntmt
Product: N-terminal methyltransferase
Biological process (GO): N-terminal protein amino acid methylation
Cellular component (GO): cytoplasm
Molecular function (GO): N-terminal protein N-methyltransferase activity
Source: RefSeq, a predicted model, not a curated record
ACCUCAGCCUCAACUACCUCUAAAACUACAAAAAAUUCAGUGGAAAAUGGAGCUGAAAGAAGAAACGGAAAACGAUUACUACAAAAAUGCCAGAAAGUAUUGGUCCAACAUAUCACCGACAGUGGACGGGAUGCUUGGAGGUUUCGCUAGUGUGUCUUUUAUCGACCUCAGAGGGUCAGAACAGUUCAUGAGGCACCUGUACCGGCUUAAGCCGGCACCUGGACGUCAACGGGCACUUGAUUGUGGGGCGGGAAUUGGACGAAUCACCCGCGGACUACUCGUGUCCUUCUUCGAACAGGUGGAUCUCGUGGAGCAGGACGAACACUUUUGCCAGACAGCCCGAACGUCGCUGGAAGACUGUGGCCCCAAAAUCGGCACCGUGUACAACGAGGGACUACAGAACUUUGUGCCAAAGGCCCGGUAUUACGAUGUCAUCUGGGUACAAUGGGUGCUAGGCCAUCUGACCGACGAGGAUCUGGUGCAAUUUUUCUCUCGCUGUGCCAAUGGGCUGGCACGUGGGGGCAUGCUGGUGAUCAAGGAGAACUUUACCUCAAACGACGAGGUAAUUGCCGACGAAACGGAUUCAUCGGUGACGAGACCGCUCGCUGCGAUGAAGGCGUUGCUGAAGAGAGGCAACCUGCGCGUUGUCAAGGAGCAACGACAAACAAGCUUCCCCAAGGAGCUCUACCCAGUGUACAUGAUGGCCCUGAAGCCUUUAAUAAAAUCCUAGCAGGGUGCUAUAAC